Messenger RNA from Dendrobium catenatum, 342 nucleotides. Its product is annotated as egg cell-secreted protein 1.3-like. NCBI's taxonomy places the organism in Eukaryota, Viridiplantae, Streptophyta, Magnoliopsida, Asparagales, Orchidaceae. Gene Ontology annotation, cellular component: extracellular region; vesicle. Gene Ontology annotation, biological process: regulation of double fertilization forming a zygote and endosperm; double fertilization forming a zygote and endosperm; regulation of protein localization to cell surface. The record is from RefSeq and is a predicted model, not a curated record. The coding region runs from base 1 to 342 and encodes 113 amino acids. The transcript has a single exon.
AUGGCGGCCAAAUCAGCAGCAUCAGCAGCUUAUGCCAUCCUCUUCCUCGUCAUCGUCGGCACCGCCAUGCCCACAGCCUCAUCAUUCCAACUCAUCCCUGACUUCAUAAAAUGCUGGAAAGCCAUCGUCGAGGUCGAGCACUGUGUGGUAAAGCUUAUUCCUUCCUUCCUCACCUUACACAUAAGGCUCACUCAGGAAUGCUGCAACGCUUUCGUGCACAUUGAAGAGAGCUGUCUUCCUGCGGUCUUCACAGCCCCUUUGUUAGGACCUGGAUUGUCAAACAUCACCUCUACCGUCUGCGGCUUAUUCGCUAAUCCAUCGUCGCCACCAGCACUGGCUUGA